AUGAAGAUCAUCUCUGAAGAAGAAAAGAACGAACAUAAAUAUGCCGUUCUUAAAGAAGGACUUAAAGGGUGUGCCAUUGGUGCUGUUAUCGGUUACGGGUUGUCACAAUUAAUUAAAUAUAAACACCCAGCUAGAUUUGCUAGUUUCAAUGCCUCAGUUAAGGCAUCCUUAUAUGUUAUGCCUGCUAUAACAGUUGGUGCAUUCAUGGCUGAUGAUGGUUCUGUCAAAUUUGAUGAAAAGAAAUACCGUUCUGAUUACUUAAAACAGAAGGAUGAAGAAGCUUUACAGAAAUUCGAACUGAUGACUACUAGCGAGAAAUUUAUCCAUAACUUGAAUGAAAACAAAUAUAAAUAUAUUGUUAGUGCUUGGGCUGCUUCUUUAUAUGGUUCCUGGAAAAUUGUGAGCAGAGACAAAUAUAUGACAAAUGCACAAAAGAUUGUGCAAGCUAGAGUUUAUGCACAGGCCAUUACCGUGGUGUUAUUAUUAGGAACUAUCUUGUUGAGUAUGAGAGACGCGGAAUUAAAGAAGAAACAACCUGUUCAAGAACCUGAAUGGAAGAGAUAUUUAGAUGAACAAGAACGUCUCAAGAAAGAAGAACAACAUGCACAUUAG
This is a messenger RNA of Hemisphaericaspora subhashii, 612 nucleotides long. Its product is annotated as HIG1 domain-containing protein. NCBI's taxonomy places the organism in Eukaryota, Fungi, Ascomycota, Pichiomycetes, Serinales, Debaryomycetaceae. The record is from RefSeq and is a predicted model, not a curated record. The transcript has a single exon. The coding region runs from base 1 to 612 and encodes 203 amino acids. Gene Ontology annotation, cellular component: mitochondrial inner membrane. Gene Ontology annotation, biological process: mitochondrial respiratory chain complex IV assembly.